Molecule: messenger RNA, 1114 nt
Organism: Boeremia exigua
Lineage: Eukaryota; Fungi; Ascomycota; Dothideomycetes; Pleosporales; Didymellaceae
Product: spherulin 4-like cell surface protein
Exons: 3
Coding region: 76-1020 (314 amino acids)
Source: RefSeq, a predicted model, not a curated record
ACCAUCGUCAAGAUCUGUACGCUCCACAGAAGUGUCGACGCACCUUUCUUUGUAGCUGCACAGUUUUGCGAUAACAUGGAUCCCAAAAUUGAGCUUCCUACGCAUUGGUACACUUUACCACCACCAACUCCUGUCGAAACAGCGCAAGAAACAAUAUCGACAAGGCCUUUCUACAAACGUCCACGCGUGAUCAGCAUCAUCUCUGCUGUCGUUAUUGCGCUCAUCAUCGCCAUUGUCGUACCUCUAGCUGUCAUUUUGCCAAAGAACAGUAAGGCAGAAGAACGUCAUACCUCUAUCAUGCUCCCCUUGUACAUCUAUCCUGAGACGAAUGCUACCUGGGCACCUCUCUAUUCUGCACUUUCGGCAAGACCGGACUUGAAAUUUACUGUCAUCAUCAAUCCAGGCAGUGGUCCUGGAUCGUCACAAUACCCCGACGAGAGGUACGCAGCAUCCCUUGAACGGCUCGCAACCUACUCCAACGUCGAGAAGCUAGGAUACGUACAUACACUGUACGCCACCAGAAACUUGUCAGAAGUGAUCUCCGACUUGAACGUCUACGCGGGGUGGGUAUCAGGGAACCAGGCUUUCGCAAUGGACGGAGUCUUCUUCGAUGAAUCGCCUCAUGAGUUUAGUCAAGAAGCUGUAGAUUUCAUGCUCAGCGCAUCUCAAGCCGUCAAAGACGCGCAGGGCUUCCAGGGAUCAAAGCUAGUUGUUCGCAACCCCGGCGUUGUGCCUGACAGCAGAUUCACCGAUUCCAACACAGACAUUAGUGUGCUCUUUGAACAGACGCAUGAUGAGUACAAGCUGCAAGAGUCGGAGCUUUCAGCAAUGAAUCACGAUCGAGCACACCAUUGUUUCAUGGUCCAUUCGUUGCCGACCAUGGAACAGGGCGAGAUGCAAGGUUUCGUCGAUACGCUUAGCAGAGGAGCUGAGUAUCUCUUCGUAACAAGUAACGCGGGGCAGUAUUACGAGCAAUUUGGGGCUGACUGGUCUCAAUUUGUCGAGACCAUCGCGACGUAAGUCGCGUAAGUCGCGUUGUAAGCAGUGUACCAUUCGGGUUAGAUCAACCGCAUCAUCGCAUCGCUGCUAUUCUAGUUUUAGCUAGCCUCGAAAG